AUGUUGGCCAAGCUCUAUGACAUCUUGCAUGAGCCGUUGGCCAUGACCUUGUGUCUGGCCGGGAUCCUGGGCCAUUCCUUUUCGAUCAAUGUCCUCUCCAAGAUGCCCAACCCCACCAAUUUGUUGUUGAUCAGUAUGUCUUGGUAAGAAAAUCUUGUUCUUUGAAAUCUAAAUUAAUUUUAAUCAAAGAAUUGCAGAAACAAUUUCCAAUUUUUUUAAAUCUUCUAUUUUUAUAAACUAAUAAGUAGUUACGAGUACCAGAAAAGUGAUUACAAGUAUUCAAAGAAGGCUCUACUUAUAAUUACACUAAUAUUAGCGGACUCAAGAAUUCUCUCUUUUCAGUAGCCAACUUCUUUUGUGCAUCAACUUUCUAUACAGUACUCUGUACAAAUAUGGCAGUGAUGAGCUUUGUUUGUCAAGUUUAUGGUCGUAUGCUUGGACCGGGACCUUGUUGAUCUCGGUGAACGUCAGCGUCCUUGUCCACAUGACCGGAGUCUUCCACGUGGUCGCUUUAUCCAUCAUCAGAUACAUGUCAUUGAGACAAUUGAGCCAGACAACCUCACAUGUUCAGUGGUUUAAUAUGAAAGUGAGUAUGAUUUAUUACAUUUUUAUUGACCGAAAGAUAUUUUUGGGAUUUUUAAAUUUCAAAAUGGGGCAUUUCACUUCUCCGAAGUCCAUUUAUUUUUAUUUAUUAUGCCCUUUCACAAAAACCUCAGAUGAAUGGCCUCAGGCGAUGUUGUAAAUCAAAUUAUAUGGCUUUCCAUAGGCCUUCUGUUUCAAGACCAAAUGUAGAUUUACUGAUUCUUAAAUCUGGCCACAUAAUUUACGAAUUCUGCAGGAUUGAUCUGCCGUCUUAAAUUUUUCCAAGCUUUUCUACAGUCGGCGCUUCAUGCCGCCACCACUCCUUGGGUAAUAAUAAAAUCUGUCAAGGAUGAGCUCAUGUCCGACCCAUCUGAAUUCUGAAUAUCAGAUACCCUUAUGCUCCUUGUUUUUAACCAAACCGUUAAUCUCUGCGGAUUCUCAGACACGACGCACUUUCAGAAAUGCAUAAACACUCUCAUCAUCAUCUACAUCUCGGUCAUCGUCAUCUGCGGUCCCAUUUAUUUCCAUUCUCAUAUCGCCGAAUCCAAUGAGCCUGAUGAGAACUGUCUCGUAAAGUACCCCUCUCUGGUCAACACCUCCGUCCAUUACCUUGAGUUCUCCUCCAACGAACAACUGCAGCAGCUCAACUUUUGGUUAUUUGGUUUUGUUUGCAAAUUGGUCCCUUGUUCGGUGCUAUCGAUGAUGACAAUUCUGUUAUUGAGGGAGUUGAAGAAGCUCAGAGAAUUGUCAUCGAGAUUUCAGAAUGUGGAAAGGGACCGGCAAUACAGUAGGACCACCAAUAUGAUUAUUGUAAGUUUCAUUUAAAAAAAUUAUUUAACACCAACAGACGGGUCUAGUGCAAUGUAAUUUGCUUCAAAAUAUAGUUACAAUCUCGAAUAUACGAUAACAAAAUAUCGAUUUCAGAUCAUAAUGGUAGUUUUCAUCGUUGUCGAAUUCCCGCAAGGCGUCUUGACGGUAGCCCAAAGCAUCACUCAAAUCCCUUAUCAGGACACUCUGGGAGAUCUCUUUGAAUCUCUGACCCUCCUCACUUCCUGUAUUAUUUUUGGCCUCUUCUUCACAAUGAACUCCAGACUUCGUGACGAAUUCAUGGAGACCGUACAUACGAUAUACAAAAAAUGCGGCAUCAGCAGGUGAGUCUAGAAAUAUAAUCUAUCUGAUACUCCCAUGGUGUAUAAAUUAUCGUGUAAUACUUGUAGUUUCAGUACAAUCAGCUUCAUCAAAAGUCAUUUUGUCCACAAAUCCGUCUUGACUCCGGAAAGCCGAUCUCUGAUGCAAAAUGGAAUCACAAAUCGGACUUAUGGAGAUACUGAUGUAUAA
Molecule: messenger RNA, 1920 nt
Organism: Bursaphelenchus xylophilus (pine wood nematode)
Lineage: Eukaryota; Metazoa; Nematoda; Chromadorea; Rhabditida; Aphelenchoididae
Source: the annotation of a GenBank genome assembly